Molecule: messenger RNA, 4014 nt
Organism: Cucumis sativus (cucumber)
Lineage: Eukaryota; Viridiplantae; Streptophyta; Magnoliopsida; Cucurbitales; Cucurbitaceae
Product: nuclear pore complex protein NUP1
Exons: 9
Coding region: 112-3297 (1061 amino acids)
Biological process (GO): poly(A)+ mRNA export from nucleus; nuclear membrane organization
Cellular component (GO): nuclear envelope
Source: RefSeq, a predicted model, not a curated record
AUAUUGGCGCCAUUGUAGAACCGGAAAAAACCUCCACGCAAUAAACUUUGAUCUUGAAUUUGAUUGAGAUUUAAGAUACUUCAUAGUUCUUCCUCGCCUUUAUUCUCAUUCAUGGUGACUGCGAGGCAACAGAAAAACCUUGAAGAAGAAGAUGAAGAAGGGUUGGGAAGGGUUAGGAAGUUAAUAGAUGAAAGAUUCGUUAAGAAAUCACCGCCGAAACCUUAUGAUCGGCCGCCAGAUGGCAUAAGAACGUCUGGAAACAAUUCGUGGAUCUUGAAGCUCGUUGAUCCAGGUCAAAGGCUCAUUUCCUCUGGUUCUCGAAUGCUUUUUUCCUCCGUGAUCCGAAAAUUUCCUCACCAUUUAACGUCUCGUGUUUCGUCUCAAGAAUCAAGCCAGUCAAGAAAGGAUGACAACAAGGUCGAUGUAACAGCCCCUUUUGAGGUCCGAGUAGCAACCAACGUAGGUGAUAAUCGGAGUAGAUCAUCUGAUCAAUUUUUAAUGAUGGAGCUUGAGAAAACUUUGAAGCAAAAGACCUUCACCAGGUCUGAGAUUAAUCAUUUGACAACGUUAUUGCAUUCAAGAAAUGGUGAUUUACCCGUUGUGCAUAAGGAGAAAAGUUUCAAGUUUAUCUCUUCCAUUCCAGAACCUAACAGGAAGGAGUUUGUAAAAAUACCAAAUUCAGAAGUUAGGAUGGGCAGGCCAUCGAUUUCAACCCCCAUUUUGAGUUCAAGUGUACUUGAUGGAGAUAUUUCUUCACCUGCAGAGGUUGCAAGGGCAUACAUGGGGAGUAGAGAGUCAAAAGUUUGUCCUUCAAUGCGAUCUCUGAGAGCUCAAGGACUUGGAAAAAAUUCAACUGAUUCAACUAGUUUAACCAAUAUGUUGCUUGCACCACCAUCUAUUAGUCAGGGUUUGAAACGUAGGAGCUCAUUUCUUGAUAAUCACAUCAGAUCCAUUGUUUCUCUGCGCAAAAUUCGACAAAAACCUAACAUUCAUCUUUCAAAAGGAUUAAGCUUACCUAUUUCUGCUAGGCCUAUUUCUGUCCCUGUAGUUGGACUUAGUUUUGAUGCUUCCCAGAGCUCCAAAUUUGGGAGAACUCAGAAUUUUCCAUCUUGUAUUUGGAACUCACAACUGUCUACUAAACCAAAUAAAACUUUUGCAAGAAAGUUUAUUACGAACGUGGAGAGUGAUAACAUUCCUGGUGCAGGUAGCAGCUCUAUUUAUACUCUUUCAAGGUCUUCUAAGAUGGCUUCUAAAAUAUUGGAGCAGCUUGAAAAGUUGACCUCUCCAAAGGAGAAAGUAUCUACAUUUAAUCUACUUCCUGUUAGGGAAAAAUAUCACCCUAAGCUGUCACCAGCCGAAGUAGUUGGGCAUCUCAAAAGUGUGAAGGAUGUGGACUUGCCCAGAGACGACAAGCAGUCAAAUAGUUUGCUUGGGAUCUCAUAUCAGGGCAACCGAGAAAACACUUUCCAACAUAAAGAGAAGCUGGAAAAACUGAAAUCAUCGGAUCCUCAUCCUAAUCGUGAUUUACUGAAGGACUAUGGAUCAAUGGGUUCUAGUAAGGAUUCCAUGAAUGAUCAAGGAAUGCCUGAAUCUGCUGUGGUGAAAUCUACUAUUCAGCCCCCAAAAGACAAACAGGCAUUUCCAAUGUUGCCUGACAAGGAUAGUGUUUACCAAGAUGAAAGUUCUGCCGCUAGAGUUGCACCUGCCACUGCUGAGGUUAGAGAAGGUGAUGUUUCUUUGGCUGUGAGACAAACAACUGCUAAUGAGUCCCUCUCUCCAGCAAGGAUACAAAAACCAUCUGAAGUAAUAGUGGGUUCUUCUCUCUACGGAAGUUCUGAUUCGGAAACUUUCGGUGACAGCAUUGAUGAUGAUAUCGAUACCGGACUAACUUUUCAAAAUGCAUCUUCACUUUGCACUUCACAGCCAGAAACUAAUGAUUCUUUUGGAAAUAAGAAUCUUCCAGAAAAUAAGCAAAUUGUUUCUCCAGUUUUUAGCUUUGUAAAUAAUGUCUCUCCACGUAAACAGCCAAUCGCUAGUUCUGCUGCAUUGGAUAUUGGUAAUAAGGAUGAUUCUCUUACAGAAUUAUGUGCUGAUUCUGAAAAUGUCAAUGAACCUUCAUACCCAUACACGCAGUGCAAUCCAGCUUCUUCAAACGAUAAGCUAGAUUCCUCUUGGAGGACCUGCAAUGAUGCAUUCUCAUCCUCUGUUUCCCUAUCAGCUGGACUUGCAUUCUCAUUUAGCUCGAAUCCUGGCAAUCAAAGUCCAAAUGAUGGCCUUUCUAUUUCAUGUCCAUCUCUAUACUCUUCCUAUAGUCCAUCAACUGGGUUUAUGAAUCGAAGUUCAUCCAGAAAUAUCUUCCUCUCUGCCCCGUAUGCUAUCAACAACGCUAAUAUAAUCACAACUAUGGCAUCUUUAUUUUCUCCAACGACUUCAGGCGCAGGAAGUUAUGAAGACGAGAUCAAGCAGGAUGCAAGCCUACGCAAUGUAAAUGACACUUAUUUCAGCAGCAUAACUACACCUGCAAAUUCUCACUACAGUAUGUUCAGCUUCGGUUCUGCAGCAACACCUUCGUUUGUGACUAAUCUGUUGAGUAAACCUACUGUUAGCAGUGCAACUGAGCUCAGUGCUCCGGACGUUUCUGUUGAAAAGGAAUUUAUAGCUAAUGCGGAAAAAACAUCCAUGAUUUUAGAAUCAUCCACGUCUCAUGUAUCAUCGGGGAUGGCUGGAAAAGCAUCCGUCUGUUGUGGCCUUUCUUUUGGGUGCUCAUCUCCUGCUUCUGAACAGUUUAAUUCAGGAAAUAGGCCAUCAGAAUUUCCCAUCACUGGGUUCACUAGUGCCCACGCAACUUCAACCAUCAGUACCUCCAAUGUUUCUACAUCUAGUACACUUCUUGAAUUUGAGUCAUUUACCGGGGCAUCUUUCAGUUCUAUACGUUGUACAACCUCAGCAGCAGCAUUAGCAAAUUCCACGCCUGUUUUGAGUAAUUCGUAUCCCAAAGUUGCUUUUAGCGUUUCUUCAGUCAAUAAUGACUGUGAAGAGCAGGGAACCUCCAAGGACAAUGUUCCACUUUUCAGUCAAAAGCCAAAAUUUUCUUUUGGCUCAGGCACAUCCGAAUUAACUCUCUUUCAAGUUGGAAAAUUAGAGAACCAGCAGACUUUGGCCGAACCCCAAAAUUCAUAUCCAUAUAUGGCUGCUUCCAACAGCCUAGAAGCUAAAGCUGGAGGCAGCUUCUCCUUGAAUGCUGGUGGCAGCGACAAGGCUAACCGGAGAUCUGUGAAGUUCAAACGAAGGAAAUAAUGAGAGCAACACCGGUAGAGUUGAUUUUGCAGCCUAAACUAUGCAGAGCCAUGCAUUGAAAACAUUCAUUCAGGUUUGUGACGAUGUAUUUUCACUGUUAUGGGAUCCGCAAAGUUCACAAGACAGAAUUCAGGUAAGGACAAACCUUCAUAAAUCCAACUCUUCUUUUUUUCUCUUACACAUCCAAAUGUUCUUUUCUCUAGAUUCCUUUUCUUUUUCUUUUUUUUUCUUGAAUUGUUUGUUGGGUCUAAUACAAAGAAUAUAGUUUUGCAUAACAUGGAGUAACAUCCACACACACACACACACUCCCCACCUCCCAUACCAACCCACAACAGCCCCAUUAGGCUUAAUAAUAUAUACCCUUUUUUCAACCAAUCAUUGAAAAUAUGCAAAACCAUUCAAGGAAAGAAAAAAAAAAUAGGAAGCCAAAACAUUGACAAGGAGUUUAUGUUCAUUGAACAAACUAUGUUUUCUUUUUUCUUUUUGGGAGGGUGCAAGAAAGUGAGAAUACUCGUCCUUGCGUCAAAUAUAGACCAAACAAAGGGCCACAUCUCUAAUCAAUAAUCUCUUUUUCUUCUCUAAAUUUGUAUGUAUAAUAAAUAAUUGGCUUUUUAUGUUUCUUAUUAGUGUUAAUAUCCCAUUACUAUUUUAGAAUAUAGAGAGAAUGGCUUUACCUAGACGAAAUGCAAGUGCUCUUCUUGGCUGUUCCAUUGAAAA